Tachysurus vachellii is the source of this 1822-nucleotide messenger RNA. RefSeq names its product major facilitator superfamily domain containing 10 (gene slc75a1). Gene Ontology annotation, molecular function: transmembrane transporter activity. Gene Ontology annotation, biological process: transmembrane transport. Gene Ontology annotation, cellular component: brush border membrane. The record is from RefSeq and is a predicted model, not a curated record. Lineage: Eukaryota; Metazoa; Chordata; Actinopteri; Siluriformes; Bagridae. The coding region runs from base 220 to 1569 and encodes 449 amino acids. The transcript has 13 exons.
CUGCGUUCCAAACCGUGUACAAGUCUACAGCAUAGUGCGCGUAAUCCGCCUUAAAGUCUAGUGCGGAAGUGCGCUGUUUGUUAUAGAGAUGUGCUAGUAACUCUGUGCAUCUAUUCAAACACUCAGGACAGAGGGACAGCUGCUGAAGUGAACACAGGAUAUGCUUUGAGAAUCUUCUAAAGCUCUUCAGUUUUGAGGAGGCCAGUGAAGUGAAGAGUGAUGGCGGGAGAGAAGAGCUCUCCAGAGGAAACAUUCUCUUCCAGAGUCAAUCGGAUGGUGUUUCUUGCUCUCCUUCUUGACCUGCUGGGGUUCACAGUAAUCCUCCCCCUUCUCCCUUCCAUCUUGGAUCACUACAGUCAAACAGGGGAUAGUGUGUAUCUGUCACUACAAAGCAUUGUGGACUGGUUCCGAGGCAUUGUAGGAAUUCCUUUGGAAAGAAAAUACACCAGUGUACUUUUUGGAGGUCUGAUUGGCUCACUCUACUCAUUGCUGCAGUUCAUUUGCUCUCCUGUGAUAGGAGCUGCAUCUGAUCAGUAUGGCAGAAGACCGCUGCUACUUUUAACUACUGUUGGGCUGAUUUUCUCCUACAUUCUGUGGGCUGUUUCUCACAGCUUCAGUGUUUUUCUCCUGUCUCGUGUGGUGGGAGGAAUCUGUAAGGGCAAUGUCAGCCUCUGCACUGCUGUUGUUGCAGACCUGCCUUGCCCUAAAGCAAGAAACAGAGGGAUGGCAAUGAUUGGUGUUGCCUUCUCUUUGGGUUUUACUUUGGGCCCGUUAAUGGGAGCUUACUUUGCACUGAGACCGGUGGAUACUGAGUUGUUUUAUCAAGGCCCUGCUCUGCUAGCAGUUUUCUUUUCUGUAGCAGACCUGAUCUUCAUUUUUUACAUGCUUCCAGAGACUUUGAACAAGGGCACCUCGGAGCACACAAGCGUUCAGGAGACAGGAGACCUGCUCAACCCAGUGGCCCUUUUCAACUUCUCUGCUGUCACAAGAACAAAGACGCCACCUUCCAAACAACGGAUGGGCAACCUUAAGGUUCUAGGCUUGGUGUACUUCACAUACCUCUUCCUUUUCUCUGGUCUUGAGUUCACACUCAGCUUCUUAACUCACCAGCGCUUCCAGUUCUCCAGCAUGCAACAGGGGAAGAUGUUCUUUUUCAUUGGAAUCACCAUGGCAACAUUCCAGGGAGGAUACGCACGCAGGAUCCAACCAGCUCAGCAGAUCCAGACAGUCCGCAUGGCAAUAUUAUUACUCAUUCCAGCCUUCAUACUCCUUGGAAUAGCAUGGAAUUUAAUAAUGCUUUAUGUCAGUCUGUUUCUCUAUUCCUUUGCGGCUGCCAUUGUUGUACCGUGUCUUUCAGCGCAAGUAUCUGGUCACGGCACAGCAAGUCAGAAAGGUACAGUGAUGGGGAUCCUGCGUAGUCUGGGUGCAUUGGCUCGAGCACUGGGUCCAGUUAUGGCUUCCUCAGUGUACUGGCUUGCCGGUGCUGAGCUGUGCUUCAUCAUCAGUUCGACAUUGUUUAUUGUCCCAUUGCUCCUACUGCACCAAAUAGAGGAGCACAAAGAGGAUUAACAACUCACACACACCCAUACAGCUUUUAUUGGAAAUACCUUUUACAAGCAAUUUAUAUAUGGCAUACAUAUAUUUCCUACUUUCCUCUUUUUAUACAAUGAUACAUUUUAUAAUACAAUAUAUUUUAAGAGAAGACUGCAGUGCAGUAUAACAGUGACACAAUUUUGUUACACUACAAGGCUGAUAUUCAAUAUAUAUCAAGAUAUUCAAUAAAUUUGAUUGCUAAAACUAAAAACCUUUUAUAACUCUAUAA